Messenger RNA from Brassica napus (rape), 2563 nucleotides. RefSeq names its product COBRA-like protein 6. Gene Ontology annotation, cellular component: plasma membrane. Gene Ontology annotation, biological process: cellulose microfibril organization; plant-type cell wall cellulose biosynthetic process. The record is from RefSeq and is a predicted model, not a curated record. Lineage: Eukaryota; Viridiplantae; Streptophyta; Magnoliopsida; Brassicales; Brassicaceae. The transcript is spliced from 6 exons. Bases 1119 to 2474 code for a protein of 451 amino acids.
UAUUUUUUAAUUAAACAAUAACUUUAUUCUAAAUGGUGGCUCCCAAAUUUUAGGCGAUAUGAUGUGGUGGUUACAAUCCUUAUUGUGUAGUGGUUAAGUUUAAAUUUCGUUUAAAAAAUAAAGGCCCAACUGAUUAUUAAGCAAAAGGAAGGCACAGCCGAUUAUUAAGGGAGAAUACAUGAUAUAAAUGAAUAGUGGUUACCGGUUACAUAGCUUUAUUAUAAAUUGAUGCAGUUAUACAAAAACGUAAAAAAUUUAAGUUGCACCCAAUUAAUAUCAAUUGGUCAUACAAGAGUUUUAAUAGAAUAGAUGAAUAUUAUUGAUGCAGUUAUAAAAUAAUCAGUUUUUUAAAAUUAGUUGGAUCCUACUUUUAUUAAGCGGUGACACUAUUGUUUUAAUAGAAUAGAUUAUUUUAGUUAUGGUUUUUCCAACGGGAAUUCCAAAGAGCGCGUGAAAAGAGCCUUUUUGACGUUGACGGUCAUGAAAAACGCAUCUCGUUCUGACACAUUCUUUCUCUUAAUUAACUUCUUUAAUGAUUUAAUUUAUUUCUCUUAAUUGGUCAAAACUUUUAACUGCAUGUGUAUAAUUAAUUGUAAUUUAUAGAUAUUGCUUCUCUCGAAAUUACUAGAUGACCAUACGAUUUUCUCGUUGCAUUAUCAAUCAAAAGAUAUCCGUAGUUCAAACGGAAACGUUACUAACCAGUAACUGGAUUGUGUACUAUGGUUAAUAUUAUGAGUCCCUACUCCAUAACAAAAACUACAGGAAAACAAUCUAAACGUAAAGUAAUUUAACAUCUCACGAAGAAGAUAACGCGAAGCGUUAAAUAUAUAACCCGGUAUCAUUGAUUUGUAAGGUAAAACAAUUUUAUUUAGCUAGAUAAGUAUUGUAAAAACCAAAAAUAGAAAGUAAAGAGUUAAAAGAGUGUUAACAAAUGCAAAAACUCUUCGUUCAACCACUAACAGUCACUAAAUCACUUAAUUCUCUUGAGACUUUUAUAUCUCUCUCUCUCUCUCUCUCUCUCUUUUAUUCCCAAAGCCAAAUCAAAAUUCAAGGAUUCUACCAAAUAAAAAUGCUUCUUAUUUCUAUCGUCAUCGGAAUCUUGAAUAUUUCUACGUGACAUGUUUCUUUCCUCCUUGUUCGUUCAUCGUUUGUUUCGUCACACAAAAAUGGGUGCAACGCUAAACCUUGUGUAUGCCGUCACUAUCAUUCUCUUCACAAUCUCGUCAACCUCACAUGGGUAUGAUCCUUUGGAUCCGUUUGGUAAAAUUACCAUCAAAUGGGAUCUUCUUCUGUCGUCACCUGGCCAUCACACGGUACAAGUAAAACUAGAGAACAUGCAAGAGUACCGUCACAUUGAUAAGCCAGGAUGGAAGCUGAGUUGGCAUUGGGAAAGCAAACAAGUGAUAUGGGACAUGAGAGGAGCUGAGACGACAGAGCAAGGCAACUGCUCAGCCUUUGCCUCCAGCGGAACACUCCCUCACUGCUGUCUCAGACGACCAACCAUCGUCGACCUUCUUCCCGGAUCUCCUUUCAACUCUCAAGUCUCCAACUGCUGCCGUGGAGGCGUCUUGACUUCUAUGUCACAGGACCGCACCAAUCACGUCUCUGUUUUCCACAUGACCAUUGGAAGCUUCCCUGAUGACUCUGGAGAGUUCACUAUGCCUUCUAAUUUUGAUAUAGGUGUCCCUGGUUAUAGUUGCGACAAUGCUACUUCAGUGACUCCUACUAAGUAUAGUACUGAUAAGGGUCGUCGCAAAACUCAAGCAUUAGCAACAUGGGAGGCAGUGUGUGUGUACUCGCAGUUUCGGUCAUCACAAUCACCAAAAUGCUGCGUUUCACUCUCUGCCUUCUACUACCGCAACAUUGUUCCUUGUCCUACCUGUAGCUGCGGCUGCUCUAGUUCUCAUUGCGUCAAGCCUGGUGAGAUGCCGCCAUAUCUGGAGCAGAAACAUGAUCCAGAGGAGGAAGUAACGCCUGUGGUGGAGUGUACGAAACAUAUGUGUCCCAUACAUAUCCACUGGCAUGUCAAAGUGAACUAUAGAGAGUACUGGAGGGUUAAGAUCACAGCAACGAAUCUCAACACAAUGAAGAAUUACACUGACUGGAACUUAGUUGUGCUUCAUCCCAACUUGAAAAGUGUAGAACAAGUCUUCAGUUUUAACUACAAAUCCUUAACACCAUACCACAAUGGCAUCAAUGACACGGGGAUGUUUUGGGGAGUUAAGUUCUACAACGAUGUGUUGCUUCAAGCCGGAAAGAUUGGGAAUGUGCAAACAGAGUUGUUGUUAAAGAAGGAUAUGGGGAAUUUCAGUUUCAGGGAAGGUUGGGCUUUUCCAAGGAGAAUAUUGUUUAAUGGUGAUGAAUGUGUUAUGCCUUCUCCAGAUGAUUAUCCGAGGCUGCCCAGUUAUGCUUCUUCUGCUGCUUCUAGCUUUGCUACAACCUUGUUCUGUUUUCUCCUUCUUCUAUUUGUUUGAUUGAAGCGUUUUCAUUGGACCUGCACUGUUUUUUUUUUGGCUUUUUCAUGAACUGUUCAGUUUGGUAAUGAAAGCUGAUUUUUUUUUUU